Molecule: messenger RNA, 4490 nt
Organism: Myxocyprinus asiaticus (Chinese sucker)
Lineage: Eukaryota; Metazoa; Chordata; Actinopteri; Cypriniformes; Catostomidae
Product: LHFPL tetraspan subfamily member 6 protein-like
Exons: 4
Coding region: 355-957 (200 amino acids)
Cellular component (GO): membrane
Source: RefSeq, a predicted model, not a curated record
GCGUGCUUUACGUGACAGUUUUCUGUCGUACUUUUGGACUCUGGUUUAAUGACAGUCUGUUUGCCUUUAUGUUAUGUAUGUAUAUGGUGUUAAAAUACCACAACCUACUCUUAACUCUAUUUAAAUCCCAAAACAAAAUCUUAAGCUAAGUGACAAACAGGUGACAACCGCUGUGAAUGUUUGAAACUUGCACCAGAAUCAUAAGGGAGACAGAGGUGUAACCUGUCAGGAAGACAUUGGGAGGAUCUUGGUUGGUGGGCUUAGGAGUUCUCUAUGCAGAACACAUAACCUGAAAUCAGUGUCUGUUGCAUCUAUAUACAAGCUUGAGCUGUUGUGCAGAAGGGCAAACUCAACAUGGCAUCCAGUCUUACCUGUCCUGGUGUGGUGUGGGCGCUGUUGUCCUUCCUUUGUGCGGCCGCAUCCUGCAUCGGCUUUUUCAUGCCAUACUGGCUGCUUGGGUCACAGAUGGGUAAGCCAGUGUCAUUUGGAACAUUCCGCCGUUGUUCGUACCCAGUAAGGGAUGAAGUACGUGGUGGGACGGUGAUGUUGGAGCAGUGUGGGCGCUAUGCCUCCUUCCAGGGCAUCCCGAGUCUGGAGUGGAGGAUCUGCACAGUGGUGACAGGGACAGGCUGCGGGCUCCUGCUCCUUGUGGCACUUACAGCACUGAUGGGCUGCUGUGUUACGAAUCUCAUCUCUCGCACCAUCGGACGGGUGGCCGGAGGUAUACAAUUUGUGGGGGGUUUGCUGAUUGGAUCUGGAUGUGCCCUGUACCCAUUAGGGUGGGACAGUGAAGAGGUCAGACAAACCUGUGGCAACAGUUCCGACCAGUUUGAUCUUGGUUCUUGUGAGAUCGGAUGGGCAUAUUACUGCACCGGGGUUGGAGCCGUGGUGGCCAUGUUGUUGUGCACAUGGAUGGCAUGUUUCGCAGGAAAGAAACAGAAGCAUUACCCUUACUAAACAAGAAGAUGAAAAAUUACCAGUAGAGGAAACUAUAAACGCCACAUGUGGGCAUGAUGAUUUUCAUUCUCAGUUUGAGAGACCUUCUACAUUCAGUGUGCUUUCCAAACGCAUAGCAUAUAUUACAAGGAGGCAUUAUAUGACUGAACUUUUGACCCUCCCACAUCAGUGACCACUUGAGAAUCCUAUGACAAACCUUUCACCUUGCAUUGGGACCUUUUGCAUCCAAUGUGUGUGCCAGUACAAUUAAAAAGGAAUAUGUUAAGUAUUCAUGGUAUUAAAGUGAGCUAUUGACGUUCAGAAGGGAGUAGUGUGUUCAAAAUGGACCAGUUGUUUUACUCCAUUUAUCUGUUGCUUUUUUAUUGUGUAUGUGUAAGUGCAGUAUUCAUUGUGGUUGCUUAUGUUGUUGUGUUUUGGUACAGUAUGUGUUUUUUUGUAUUAUAAUAACCUGUUCUAUAUUGUGCAUUCAUUCAUGUUCUCUUGCUGACAUGUUAUUGCCUUAAAUAUCUCAGCUGCAAUAAUAUACAUCUUAUAUGGAUUGUGUAUUUGCAAAAAUCAUAAUGUAUGUUUGACAAUAUACUAUCUUCGAUAUAAUCUUUUGUUUGGUAUUGUGGAAUUUGACACUUUUAUAUAGCAGAUGCAUUAAAUCCAUUAUAUUUCACUGCAAUUGUAAAUAAGUACAGUUGUUUGAACAUAGUUGUUAAGCAUAAACCAAAGGAUGUCAUUUUAAAAUGUACAGUUUUUCUUUUCCAGGACAAACUGAUCAAAAAUAUUGAUGACUCAUGCUGCACCAUGCAGAUUUUUUAUUAUUAUUAAUUAAAUGCUCUCUGGAAUGAGAAUGUCCCUCCUCCUGCAACUUUCCAGCAAGUAGCAAAUAAUGGUUCAUGUCUGUGAUGUAACUAAAGGCUAUUUGCUAUUGUUUAAGGAACAAGCACAAACUUCCUGUUUCAAUAGAAAAUGUCAGCACAGGACAGAAAACUCUGCUUGUUAAAUGAUUUCAGGGGAUCUUUAAUUAUAUAUAAAAUAAUUAAUUUUAUUACAUUUAAAAAUGUCUGUUCUGAUUUGUUUUAUUUUUGUAUUUUUCAAUGUCAAAUAUUUAAACCCUACACAUCUUUAACAGAGACUCAGAUAAUGUCAUUCAUAAUCUGCAUGAUCUGUGUAUUUUAACUUGAGUGUAUGUUUCUCUUUUGAAAUGAUGGAUUGCCUAGUGUUAAUUUCCGACAGGGUGAUGCAGUGCUGAAGUGGUUGCUUGUGAAAUGUGAAACCUCAUUAUCUGCAGGGAUCCACACUGCGGGCAGAUGUAAAAGCUGAUCAAACAUUAUUGCCGAUCUGCUGUUCCCAUUUAGAGCUAUCAGCAAACUCUCACAAACACUGCAGUUAGCUGUUGUUUUAGGAAAGAAAUGCAUAUAUAAGCCUGACUGAAGAAGAUGAACUUUUACUGAUGAUAACAUUAUUUCAUCCAACUGUACCCUUGUUUAACAUUUGAUUGAGUGAAGAAGUUGAUUCAGUUUCCCUCUAGGCUUUGACUACAUUAAACUUGUCAGAAUGAAAAACAGGCUAGUGUUGGAAACUCCUAGUAAAUUGAAAGAAAAAAGAAAAUCAAUGUCACACAUGGUGGAGUUUUGACUGAUGUAUUGCUUUGCUUCAUUUCCACCCCCCCCCCUCAGAAUUUCAGCAAAGACAAGUAUAAUCUGGUGGACUUCAGGGGAAACAAGCUGUCUCUGUGUAUAAAGAUGAUCUCAGCACUGCUCUUUGAUUUACACUUUUCUCACUAGCUCUUUGAUAGAGAAAGUAGAGACUCGUCAAAUAGAGAGUAUCGUAAGCAGAAUUCCUUUAUUUGUAUUCCGUCAAUGCUUCUCUCUGUGGAAUUGUUUAAAGGUAUAGUGGCCCCAAACAGUAUUUGGACACUUAAGCCACACUUACAAAUGUGUGAAUGUCAUUGAAUUAGAAUAAAUAUAAAACAAAGUGGCUUUUAUUUUAAAGAACUUUUAAAAUGGGUUAAAUAAAUAGAAAGAUGGCCUCAAAGUAAUAUUCUGGGUAUAACACAAGUUAAGGUCAAUUGACAACAUUUGUUGCAUAUUGUUGAUUCCCACAAAAAAAUUUUUUUUAUUAAAAGCAGAAAUUGUUGAUGCAGAAAGGCACUUAUAUAGAAAGUGAAUGGAGGCAAAUUCAUAAAUGUUCAAAUACACACUGUUUCAAAAUUAUAGCCACAAGACACACAUUAUGCAUGUUUACAUGAUUUUAGUGAUAAAAUUGCUUAACCUAAUCUGUGUAGAAUUAUAUAAAAUUUUAAAACUCUGUUGUCAUGAUGAUGGAAUGGAUGCCAUCCCAGAUGUGUAUGCUCUGCCGAACACAAACAAAGAUUUUUAGAAGAAUAUUUCAAGGUAUAGUUCACCCCAAAAUUAAAAUUCUCUAAUCAUUUACUCGCCCUCAUGCUAACUCAGAUGUUUAUGACUUUCUUUCAUUAGCACAAAACAAAUAAAUAUUUAAGAAUAUCUUAUCUUUGUUGGUCUUUACAGUGCAAGUGAAUGGUGAUCAGAAUUUUUAGCUCCAAAAAUCACAUGAAGGAAACAUAUAAGUAAUUCAUAAGACUCCAGUGGUUAAAUCCAUGUCUUUAGAAGCAAUAUGAUAGCUGUGGGUGAGAAAGUAAUUUUUUUACUCUAAAUCUCCACUUUCACUUUUACAUCUGAAAGUCACAUGUAGUGCCCUUUUAGUUUCAAAUUUACAUCUGAAAGUGAAAGUUAAAGGAGAGAUUUAUAGUAAAAAAAGGACUUAAAUAUUAAUCUGUUUUUCACCAACACCUAUCAUAUCACUUCAGAAGACAUGGAUUUAAUUACUGGAGCAAGUGAAUAGGACCAACAUUUUGAAGCUCCAAAAGGACAUAAAAGUAAUCUAUUAGACUCCAGUGGGUAAAUCCAUAUAUUCAAAAGCGAUAUGAUAGGUGUGGGAGAGGAACAGAUCAAUAUUUAAGUCCUUUUUUACUAUAAAUCUCAAAUUCACUUUCACAUUCAUCUUCUUGCAUUAUUUGUGCAUAUCGCCACCUACUGGGAAGGGAGGAGAAUUUAUGGUAAAAUCUUAAACUUAAGUAUUGAUCUGUUUCUCACUCACACCUAUCAUAUUGCUUCUGAAGAUAUAGAUUUAACCACUGGAUUCUUAUGGAUUACUUUUAUGCUGAUUUUAUGUGCAUUUUUGAGCUUCAAAAUUUUGGUCACCAUUCACUUGCAUUGUAUGGACCUACAGGGCUAAAAUAUUCUCUUUGUUUGUGUUCAGCAGAAGAAAGUCAUACACAUCUGGGAUGGCACGAGGGUGAGUAAAUUAUGAGAGAAUUUUCAUUUUUGGAUAAACUAUCCCUUUAACUUGUACUGAACCCAAAAUAUUCCUUUAAGAAUUAAAUGUUAGAAUGACAAAUUUAAGUCUUAUCGUGCACAACAGAAAAUGUAUUUCAUAAAUUGGGGUUGUUUCUCAGGUCCUUGGCUAUCCAACAACUUUCACUUGUUGGUGCCCACUUUAUUUUAUUUACAGUGUAUUAUUUC